Molecule: messenger RNA, 753 nt
Organism: Aureobasidium melanogenum CBS 110374
Lineage: Eukaryota; Fungi; Ascomycota; Dothideomycetes; Dothideales; Saccotheciaceae
Product: ubiquinone biosynthesis protein COQ9
Exons: 2
Coding region: 1-753 (250 amino acids)
Biological process (GO): ubiquinone biosynthetic process
Cellular component (GO): mitochondrial inner membrane
Molecular function (GO): lipid binding
Source: RefSeq, a predicted model, not a curated record
AUGUCUCAAGUACUACGAACACCAGCAACUCGCAAACUCCUCCACGCAUCAACACUCCCUCGCCUCUGCACAAGUCGCACAUACUACAGCUAUGAAACACCUCUGCCACCACCCUACCCACCCACCGAAACCGCAAUCUUGUCUGCUGCACUACCGCACGUACCUACCCUGGGUUGGACAACAUCAUCACUGCGUCAAGGCGCCCGCGACGCAGGAUACCUAGAUGUAUCCACGAAUCUGUUUCCCAAAGCCGAGUUUGAAUUAGUGUUGUACCAUCUACGGACACAGCGAUUGGGAUUAAAAGACAAGGUGCAGUUUCCCGAGGAAGCGGGUUUGGGGAUGACGAGCAAGGUUAGGAGCUUGGUUAUGGAGAGAUUGAGGGGCAAUGUGGAGGUUGGUGUGCAGGGGAGGUGGCAGGAGGCACUAGGUCUCAUGUCCCUAGCUGGAAAUAUCCCUCCCUCGCUAAAAGAACUCUACCUUCUUGCCGACGAAAUCUGGUUCCUGGCUGGAGAUGAGGCAGUAGACAGUUCUUGGUACACCAAGCGUGCGACAUUGAGUUCGAUAUAUGCCGCCACGGAGACAUACUCGACAACAGAUCAGAGUACGGACUUCAAAGAUACAGAGGAGUUCUUGAACAGGAGGUUAGAAGAUGCAAGAGUGGUGGGUGGUGCAUGGAGGAACGUCAAGGAGUGGAUUGGCUUUCAGGGCAUUGCCACUGUUAACAUGGCGAGAAACUUUGGUGUAAGAAUAUAA